UUGGGAUUUUCGAUAGUAUCGCGUUCCAUUGAGGUUACGUGUUCGAUCAUUUCUCCAUCGAUCACGCUAAAUUCGUCGAUCGCACAAACGAUUCGUGUUUUUCGAAUAAUUCACGUUUUCCUGCUGUGACACGCGCACUCUUUCAACCUGGAGAACUCAACGAAACAAGUAUACGGUGUUACAGUCAUGAUCAAUUUUUAAAGAGGAAGCUUUACUCUGGAUAAUUUGUUCCGUUCGUUCGUUCCUUCCUUCCUUCGUACAUAAUGUCUUGGUUAUUUGGAAGAAAGAAACAUCACAAAGACUCGCCACCGGAUACCACGGAAGAGGAUCAAUCUUUGGGCCAACCUGACGAUUAUGUAGUCAUUAACAAAUGGCCUAAUCCGAUGCCACCGAACACGGCUCAUGACUCGUUGCCGUACCCCGGCGGUCAUUUAUAUCCGUCCGUUCCACCUGUUUCAGAUUACAGUGGAGUUCUUUUGGACGAUUCUUCGAAAGAAUCUAAUCAAGGAGAGAAUGCGCAUUAUCUGAACGGAGUACCGUUUAAAUUGUGCAAACGCCUCGAUAAUAAUAUGAACAACAAUUUAGAGAUAGACAAACUCAGAAUCAGUGAAAUGCUCUCGUUUAUAGAAAGAAUAAGAAAUCAGGAUUACGAUUACAGUUUCUCUGUGGAGGAAAGCGUGGUGGCAGAAAUGAACAAUGGAAUUAACGAAUGAUUUCUUUUGGCACUAACAGUCUUGACGCUGAUCAAAUUUCUUUUCGUGCACACUGCACCAGCUUGCGUACAGAGCAAGAUGCCUUUAUAAAAGCUCAAGGUUUCUGGUGUUGCAAUGAAUUAUGGACACACAUAUGUAUGUACACUCGACAAAACGCGAGUAUAAGUUUAUUUUUUUUAAACAAAAAAUUACAACUUGACGCGACUGCAUUGUAAUAUAUCGUGUAUCGAUACGUUUAAGUUCUUUCAUCAACUUUUACAUCAUAGGUGUCACGAUAUUGUAUAUCUGUAACAUAAGUGUAAGUUUAGAGAGUCGAUGCGUGUUUGUAAUAAAGUUUAAAUUACCAAA
Messenger RNA from Osmia bicornis bicornis, 1061 nucleotides. RefSeq lists its product as uncharacterized. Bases 264 to 713 code for a protein of 149 amino acids. NCBI's taxonomy places the organism in Eukaryota, Metazoa, Arthropoda, Insecta, Hymenoptera, Megachilidae. The transcript is spliced from 2 exons. The record is from RefSeq and is a predicted model, not a curated record.